GCAUGCUCUCUUUUUCAGACCUUUUGCUUUCUCCAAGAUCCUUGCUCAUAAGUUUCAACUACACUGUUCAUUUCUGCCUCUCACAGCUACUCAGUAAUGUUGAAUUACAACCACGCCCGCACACAACUGAGAAGAUCCUCCAGAUUCUCAUCCUCUUCUUCACCCACCAACGCCCAAAAUGCUUGUGUUGCAGCGUCUCCGUCAGCCGCCUCAUCUCCGAGUUGCAAGAAAAAGGAUCAAAGCUUGACGUUGAAGGCUUGUGGUGAAGAAGAAAUAUUUUUGAAUGUGGAAGAUAUGAGCUCUGGGCGAUCUCCAGUAAAUGCUACACCACAAAGGGAAUGGCUGAGAAACUUCAAAACCAAAUCAUUACCUUUAUCAUUGCAUGAAAAUGGCAAUGGGGAACCUGUUCCGCUGAAAACUUAUGACCCAAACUUUUCUGGUGGGAAGCACUUGAGAAGAUCCCCAAGGUUUAUUUCAACUCCUUCCGCAACUGGAGAUGGUUUUAGAAAGCGAAAGGUCAAUUCAGGAGAAAUCAAAUCCCCUGAAUUGUCUCCAUCAGUGAUUGAAAAUUCUGUAUCUCUAAGAGCUACUGACCUAAAAAUGUGGGAUGCAAAGUGCUUGAGAAGAUCACCGAGAUUAUCAUCAUCCAACUCCGUUCAGCUUCAAGAGAGAUUUUUGACAAGUUUAGCAGAAAUGAAAUCUCCUGAACAUGAAAAUUCUGUCUCUUUACAAGCUACUGACCUAAAAGUGGAGGAUGGCAAAUGCUUGAGAAGAUCACCGAGAUUAUCAUCAUGCAACUCCGCUCAGCCUCAAAAGAGAUUUUUGACAAGUUCAGCAGAAAUGAAAUCUCCUGAACUUGAAAAUUCUGUCUCUUUAAGAGCAACUGACCUAAAAGUGUGGGAUGGCCAGUGCUUGAGAAGAUCAACGAGAUUAUCAUCAUCCAACUCUUUUCAGCCUCAAGAGAGAUUUUUGACAAGUUUAGCAGAAAUGAAAUCUCCUGAACAUGAAAAUUCUGUCUCUUUACGAGCUACUGACCUAAAAGUGGGGGAUGGCAAGUGCUUGAGGAGAUCACCGAGAUUAUCAUCAUCCAACUCCGCUCAGCCUCAGGGGAGAUUUCUGACCAGUUCAGCAGAAAUGAAAUCUCCUGAACUUGAAAAUUCUGUCUCUUUAAGAGCUACCGACCUAAAAGUGUGGGAUGGCAAGUGCUUGAGAAGAUCACCGAGAUUAUCAUCAUCCAACUCUGCUCAGCCUCAAGGGAGAUUUCUGACCAGUUCAGCAGAAAUGAAAUCUCCUGAACUUGAAAAUUCUGUCUCUUUAAGCGCUACCGACCUAAAAGUGUGGGAUGGCAAGUGCUUGAGAAGAUCACCGAGAUUAUCAUCAUCCAACUCUGCUCAGCCUCAGGGGAGAUUUCUGACCAGUUCAGCAGAAAUGAAAUCUCCUGAACUUGAAAAUUCUGUCUCCUUACGAGCUACUGACCUAAAAGUGUGGGAUGGCAAGUUCUUGAGAAGAUCACUGAGAUUAUCAUCAUCCAACUCCAUUCAGCCUCAAAAGAGAUUUCUGACAAGUUCAGCAGAAAUGAAAUCUCCUGAAAUUGAAAAUUCUGUCUCUUUAAGCGCUACUGACCUCAAAAUGUGGGAUGGCAACUUCGUUCAGCCUCAACAGAGAUUUCUUACAAGUUCAGCAGAAACAAAAUCCCCUGAAAUUGAAAAUUCUCUCUCCUUAAGAGCUUCUGACUUGAUGUGGGAUGAUAAGUGCUUGAGAACAUCACCAAGAUUAUCAUCAUUCAACCCAUUGCUGCCUCAAAAGAUAUUUCUGACAAGUUCUCAAUCUUCAGAAAGUGGAAAUGAUGCUAAGAUUGUGUCUUUCGGAACAUCUGAUGUGACAGUUAUGGAUGAAAAAUGCUUAAGAAGAUCUCCAAGAUUAUCCUCAUCUCUGGUUGGGCCUGGAAGCAGCAAACCUGUAUUUUCCUGUUCUGAGUCAUCCGAUUCAUUUGAGAAACGGCCUUGUAAGAAGAUUGUGCUGCCUACUUCAGAAAACAGACAUGGACAAUACAAAAGGACAUCUUUCUUUAUUGGAGAUCCAGUUCCUGAUAAAGAAGCUCAAGAAAGGUGGCACUGGCGUUAUGACCUGAAGAAUAAAAGAUUCAAGGGUCAAGGCUUGAAAUUGAAUGCUGAUGAUAAUGAAGAAGAAAUAGUUACUAAUGUUGAAUGCCAUUAUACUCAAGCUAAACUUGAUGGGACAAUAUUCAAUCUUGGAGAUUGUGCGCACAUAAAGGGUGAAGGGGAACAAAAACAUGUUGGCAGAAUCUUAGAGUUUUUUAAAACAACAGAAGGUGAAGAUUAUUUUAGGGUUCAAUGGUUUUAUAGAGCUGAAGAUACAGUUAUGAAAGAAGAAGCUGCUUCCCAUGACAAGAAGCGCAUAUUCUGUUCCACUAUAAUGAAUGAUAAUUCACUAGAUUGUAUUAUUUCUAAAGUCAAUGUUCUAGAACUAACUCCUAGGGUAAGUUUGAAAUUGGACUCUAUUCCACCAUUUGAUUAUUAUUACGAUAUGAAGUACAAUGUGGAAUAUUCAACAUUUCACACCUUGCUAAGUGACAAUUCAGUGAAGGGUUAUGAUUUAGUCUCACCUAAUUGCAUUGAGACUCCCCUUAGUGUAGCCAAUACGACUUUCCCAGAGGAUAUGGAUGGUUGCAAACCUGACAAAGCCGAAUUAGCAUUAUUAGAUCUUUAUUCUGGUUGUGGUGGAAUGUCAACUGGCUUGUGCCUUGGUGCCAAGCUUUCUUGUGUUAAUCUUGUGACGAAGUGGGCCCUUGAUUUUGAUAAAUCAGCUUGUGAGAGUUUGAAAUUAAAUCAUCCAGAAACUCAAGUCAGGAAUGAAACUGCCGAGGAUUUUCUGGAUCUAUUAAAAGAAUGGGAAAUGCUAUGCGAACAGUAUGCACUCAAUCUUGUAGAAAGAAAAUCCCAGUCUAGGUCAAAUGUCUUGAGAACAUCCAAGAGCAAUAUAAAUUCUCCACAUGACAUUAAAGUUGCCACUGAUGAACUUGAAAUUUUGAAACUUGUUGAUAUUUGUUAUGGUGAUCCCAGCGAAACAGGCAAACGUGGGCUGAAAUUUAAGGUGCGCUGGAAGGGUUAUGGUCCAAGUGAAGAUACAUGGGAACCAAUUGAAGGAUUGAGUAAUUGCCAGGAAGGGAUAUACGAUUUUGUAAGAAAUGGACUGAAAUCUAAAAUUUUGCCACGCCCAGGUGAUGUUGAUGUUAUCUGUGGGGGCCCUCCUUGCCAAGGGAUUAGUGGUUAUAAUCGCUUUAGAAAUGUCGAUUCCCCACUUUCUGAUGAAAGAAAUCACCAAAUAGUAAUCUUCAUGGACAUAGUGAAAUUCUUAAAGCCCAAAUAUGUGUUAAUGGAAAAUGUGGUUGACCUAUUAAAGUUGGAUAAAGCUUCUUUGGGAAGAUAUGCCAUUAGCCGUUUGGUGCACAUGAAAUACCAAGCAAGGCUAGGAAUGAUUGCUGCAGGCUGUUAUGGUCUUCCACAAUUUCGGUUGCGUGUUUUCCUGUGGGGUGCUCAUCCUGGUGAGAGUCUACCCCAAUUUCCACUUCCUACGCAUGAUGUUGUUGCAAGAUAUUGGCCUCCAUCUGAGUUUGAGUGCAAUAUUGUUGCUUAUGAUGAAGGCCAACCUCGUGAACUAGAAAAAGCCGUUGUUCUUCGUGAUGCUAUAUCUGAUCUUCCAGCUGUCACAAACUAUGAAACUCGUGAUGAGAUGCUUUAUGGAAAGCCUCCAGAAACAGAGUUUCAAAAAUAUAUAAGGUCAACUAAAGAUGCGAUGGCUGGUUCUUCAUCAAGUGGUAUUACAAAAGGGUACAACUCCAUACUAUAUGACCAUCGGCCUUACCCAUUAAACGAGGAUAAUUAUUUACGGAUUUGUCAAAUUCCUCGAAGGAAGGGAGCAAAUUUCAGGGACCUCUCUGGUGUAAUUGUAGGAACUGAUAAUGUGGCUGUACGGGAUCCAACAAUGAAGCCAAUACUUUUGCCAUCUGGACAUCCACUGGUACCAGAUUGCGUCUUUUCUUAUGAACAAGGGAAGUCUAAAAGGCCAUUUGCAAGAUUAUGGUGGGAUGAGACCGUGCCAACUGUAUUGACAUUUCCAUAUCUUCGCAACCAGGCAAUAUUACAUCCAGAGCAGGACCGUGUCCUCACCAUACGCGAGUGUGCAAGGUUGCAAGGCUUUCCUGAUUAUUAUAGGUUCCGUGGGACAGUUAAAGAGAGAUACUGUCAAAUUGGAAAUGCAGUUGCAUUUCCAGUUGCACGAGCCUUGGGAUAUAUGCUGGGGAUGGCGUUUCAGAAUCAGAGUGGGAAUGAAGCGCUCGCAACUCUUCCACUCAAGUUUUCUCAUUCAAUGGUCUAGGUAACUGAUGGAAUCUUGUCUCCAUUUUUGUUGAAAUCACCUCUCAUUUCCAGGUCAUGUUGGUAUGGUUGAACUACUGAAGUGAUAAGGCAAAAUAUACUUCCCACCCAUCGUUGUUUUGAUUCCCUUGACUUCAGACUUAAUGGGUGAGUCUGGGCCAUUGGUGCCAAAUGUAUUUUCUUUUCUUUUGGCCUUAAUGCUCCAUUUUGUAUACUUCUCUGUGCUUAAAUUGUGAUCCCAUUUUGUCAGACGCUUUUUCUAAUGUAUUUGCUCUUAAUUU
Vitis riparia (riverbank grape) is the source of this 4678-nucleotide messenger RNA. Its product is annotated as DNA (cytosine-5)-methyltransferase CMT2-like. The coding region runs from base 97 to 4398 and encodes 1433 amino acids. The transcript is spliced from 23 exons. The record is from RefSeq and is a predicted model, not a curated record. Gene Ontology annotation, cellular component: nucleus. Lineage: Eukaryota; Viridiplantae; Streptophyta; Magnoliopsida; Vitales; Vitaceae. Gene Ontology annotation, molecular function: chromatin binding; methyltransferase activity.